This is a messenger RNA of Macaca mulatta (Rhesus monkey), 5704 nucleotides long. The record is from RefSeq and is a predicted model, not a curated record. NCBI's taxonomy places the organism in Eukaryota, Metazoa, Chordata, Mammalia, Primates, Cercopithecidae.
CGGGAGCCGCAGUGGCGGCGGCGGCUGGGGGCGGUGAGCGCGGCGUGGGGCUGCCCCUCCCCGGAGGCGGCGGGGGCGGCCGGGCCCGCGCCGCACCGCACCGCGCGGGCGGCCAUGGAGCGAGCCUAGGGCCCGACAGGAACUGUGGAAGGUGCAUCAGUGAAGAAAUGGACCAAUGUGUAUAAUCAUGGUAUCUUCUUGCUAACCAUCACCACCAGCUCUCCUUAAUAAAUACAUCAGCUGCCAACCGGGAGGACCAGAGGGCCUUUCACCGAAUGAUGACUGGCUUGCGGGUGGAGCUGGCGCCCAAGCUGGACCAUACCUUGCAGUCUCCCUGGGAGAUUGCAGCCCAGUGGGUGGUUCCCCGGGAAGUGUACCCUGAAGAGACACCAGAGCUGGGGGCAAUCAUGCAUGCCAUGGCCACCAAGAAAAUCAUUAAAGCUGAUGUGGGUUAUAAAGGGACACAGCUGAAAGCCUUACUGAUACUUGAAGGAGGACAGAAAGUUGUUUUCAAACCUAAGCGGUAUAGCCGAGACUAUGUGGUGGAAGGGGAACCAUAUGCCGGUUAUGAUAGACACAAUGCAGAGGUAGCAGCCUUUCACUUGGACAGGAUUCUGGGUUUCCGCCGAGCCCCCUUGGUGGUUGGCAGAUUUGUUAAUCUUCGGACAGAGAUUAAACCUGUUGCCACGGAGCAGCUGUUGAGCACCUUCCUAACUGUAGGAAACAAUACUUGUUUUUAUGGGAAGUGCUAUUACUGCCGAGAAACAGAACCAGCUUGUGCUGAUGGAGACACAAUGGAGGGAUCUGUCACACUUUGGCUUCCAGAUGUGUGGCCUCUGCAGAAACACCGUCACCCAUGGGGCAGGACUUACCGAGAAGGCAAAUUGGCCAGGUGGGAGUAUGACGAGAGCUACUGUGAUGCUGUGAAGAAAACAUCCCCUUAUGACUCUGGCCCGCGCCUCUUGGACAUCAUUGACACAGCUGUCUUUGAUUACCUGAUUGGCAAUGCUGACCGCCAUCACUAUGAGAGCUUUCAAGAUGAUGAAGGCGCUAGUAUGCUCAUCCUUCUUGAUAAUGCCAAAAGCUUUGGGAACCCCUCGCUGGAUGAAAGAAGCAUUCUUGCCCCUCUCUAUCAGUGUUGCAUCAUUCGGGUUUCUACCUGGAACAGACUGAACUACCUAAAGAAUGGUGUGCUAAAGUCUGCCUUAAAAUCUGCCAUGGCCCAUGACCCCAUCUCCCCAGUGCUCUCUGAUCCUCAUCUGGACGCCGUGGAUCAGCGGCUCCUGAGUGUCCUGGCCACUGUGAAGCAGUGUACCGACCAGUUUGGGGUGGACACAGUACUGGUGGAAGACAGGAUGCCUCUCUCACACUUGUAAUUCUCGACACAAAAUAAGUGAAACUUCUUUUUACAAAGAUAGAGAAACAGCACAAUCAAUUCCAAAUGGUAUGAGAUGGAUUGGAAGUGGCCAGCAGCAAGUUCUGGUGACAGGGGACAGGGUGGCCUUGGAUGUCUUUGGUGUUUUCUGUAGUGGAAACUAAAGCAAAGACCACAAGUUUCAGAGCAUAGAGACAUUCCUGCUGAAUCGCCUUCUGACCUCCUCGGCAAUUGCCCAUUUUAGCACUGGGCAUCACAGUUGGUCAGUCUUAAUUCCCAUGCCAAAGGACAAAGAGGUGUGACAUUUGGAUAGACGAAUACUGGGGUUGGCUCUGGAGCGUGUGUUUUGAAUUGAACCUUGCAGUCCUUUCUCCCGCCUGUGGAUUUUGUGGAAACACUUUGCAAUCUCUUGUGUCUUUUUUUUUUUUUUACCAGAACUAGUUAAAUCAGAAUGCUUACUGUCCUACAGAGUGGCAGCAAAUAAAACCUUGCAUUCCAUCAAGCCAAAAUAGCACACUCUGUUGGAGGAGAUACAUGUUUCAGACAGAAUUGGAGGGAAGGACAAAAACAGAAAGGUGUUUGGGCUUUUAAGCCAUUGGGUAGUAUUGUUUUGAUGAUCUUAGAGGAGGGAAGAAGAGAGAGAGACCCACUGGUGGAACCAGAAUCGGGCAGAUGAUUGAAAUUGAAAAACAGGUUCCCUUGUAUUUAGGAUCUUAAGGUGUGUAAAAAGCAAACAUGACUUUGCACCUAAGUAAAUUCUGCAUUCUCAUAGUUGUAUCCCAAUUAACCAAAAAGUUGUCUGGAGAAAAUGCUAUUACAAUCUAAGCAUGAUUCUCUAAGGAGACUAAUUUUUUCCCCUUUUGCCGAAAGCAGUCCUUCCCAAAUUAACAAAGCAAACUGAAAUAAUACCUUGAAUAACAGGUAGCCUGUGGUCUCUGUCAUCCUCAUUUCUCUUCUGAAAUGAAUUUCCACCUCUGCCUUUAGGGUAUUUUGUCACUGAAGCUGCUGUUCCCAAGAGAUCAGCAACCUUUUUGCCCCUUUCUCCUAAGAAAGGGACACUCCUACAGGUGAGAGUGUAUACCUUACUGGUGGCUGGACUGGACUUAUCUUGUGAUUUGGGGCCACGGAAGACUGGAAACAAAGAUUUUAAGCCGCCGCCUUCUUCUUUUUUUUUUUUUUUUUUUUUGAGACCAAGACACACUCUGUUGCCCAGGCUAGAGUGCAGUUGCAUGAUCUCGGCUCACUGCAACCUCCGCCUCCUGGGUUCAAGCGAUUCUCUUGCUUCAGCCUCCAGAGUAGCUGGGAUUACAGGUGCCCACCACCACGCCCAGCUGAUUUUUAUAUUUUUAGUAGAGACAGGGUUUCACCUUGUUGGCCAGGCUGAUCUCAAACUCCGGGCCUCAGGUGAUCCACCUGCCUCGGCCUCCCAAAGUACUGGGAUUACAGGCAUGAGCCACCAUACCCAGCCAAGAUUUUAAGCCUUCUGAGCCUUGAAAUUGAGGAGGUUAAAAGGAAGAGCCUUAAGAUUUUGAUUUAUGUCAAAUGCUAAUUCCAUCAUUCAGUCUUGUCUGGAGUUCUGAACCCAUGAUGUUAUAUUAUGCUUCUUUCUCCUCUUAGCACUCUCAAAUUUCAGGUUGUAAAGCACAGUUUUCAUUUUGUGUUCUGGCAAAGUGAUGUCGACGUGUAAGUAGUUGCAGUAGAACACAGGGGCAAAGGAAGACAGGGCUGAUGUGCCCGCUCACCUGUGGACUCAGAGCUAUGUGCUUUGCUCCUGCAUCUUGUCAAGGUGCGUUCCAGCUUUUCAUUCCUGUCAAGCAGAGGCGAAUAUUUAAACAGUGUGGUUGAAUACAUUUAAUGCCAGCCAUUGGAAACUAGUUUUAGGCACCCACUCUCAAAAACAGCUUUAGAAUUUAUGCCCAGUUUUCUUGCAUUGAAAGAUAACUGAGUAACCUGUAACUAUUUUUAAAUAGCAUGAAAUUAGGAAACUUUUGUACAUUUUAUAUACAUUUUGAGAUGAAGAGAACAAUGGGCUGGGUUAUAAAAAGGGUGUAUUGAAUUUAAGAAGACAGAGACUAGCACAAAACACAGAAUUCGUGUUAACCAAAGGAGGCAUUGAUUUCAGUUUUAAGGCUACUCACUGUUGUGUGUCCAGGGAAAUUCAUAGCUCAGUAUGAGAAUACCUUGGUUAGUGCUCACCCACAAGCUUCCAGGAGCCAGCUGGGAGGAGACAAUAGAAAGAUAUCAGCUCUGCUCUCCCUGUAAAGGUUAGUUGAACUGUUACGGAUUUGUGGUCUUUCAAAUACAUGAUGCCUUUAGUAUGCCACACUGAAAUGAAUAAGAAGUCUGAAACUAGGAACUUCAUAACACUGAAGGCAGAGAUUCUGCUAAGGAAAAAAGCAGGCAGGAAAGAAAAUGUCUCAAUCCUUUCUUGAAAGCAUUUGCAGAAAAUAUAUCAUUUCAUUUUAUUCGCAUCUGUUUUCAGACUCGUGAUCUUAAAAGGCAUUCUGAUCAUAAAUUUAGAAUUUUCAUCCAUAAAAUUUAGAACUCUAAUCCAUAAAGUUAGAAUUGAGCUAAUAGAGUGGUGUGACAUGGCACUGAGAAUAUAAAUUUUUGUUCUAAGUCAGGAUUUCAGUAAGCUGGAAAAGUAUGUUUAGGCAAAUCUUGGAGAAAACCAACCAUAAACUUACAGCUCUAAAAUUCAGAAAGCGCUAAAAUUUCAAACACUGUUUGAAAGAAUAGGUCGGGGCCGGGUGCAGUGACUCAUGCCUGUCAUUCCAGCACUUUGGGAGGCCGAGUUGGGCAGAUCACCUGAGGCCAGGAGUUCGAGACCAGCCUGACCAACAUGGUGAGACCCUGUCUCUACUGAAAAUGCAAAAAUUAGCAGGGCAUGGUGGCAUACGCCUGUAGUCCCAGCUACUCGGGAGGCUGAGGCAGAAGAAUUGUCUCUGUCUUAAAAAAAAGAAGAAAAAAAAAGGAGGUGGAUUUUUUUUUAAGUGUUGUCACACUGUCCUACUUUCUCUAUUAGAAUCUAAGGCUGUUACAAUCAAGUCGUUGCAGGGUUUGGAUCAGCUGUAAGGUAUGCCUACCAAACAUCCAAAGGUAGACGUGGAGACAUUUUAAUACUACAAAACUAGGAAAAUCCGAACUCAUGGCCAUUUCCUGCCCUCUUCCCACUUGUUACAAAAUGUUUAUUCUAAAGUUUGAAUGGAUAAAUUUGAGUGUAAAGGUUUUGUUAUAAAACUUUCUUUAGUAUGAGGCUGCAUUGUGGGUUUGGGGGAGGUGUAAAUAAUUUUCUGUGUAAAACAAAUUCAUAGGAUCUGAUUUGCUCAGAGUAUUAUUCAAGAAUGUAUUAAUAAGGCAUUGCCCCCUGUUUGCACUCAGGAUUAAUAUGUCAAAUGAAAUUUAAGAAGGAAAUGGAAGAAUUCAGGUACAUUAAUUGCAUAUUAUUUUGGGAAAGAUGAAUCCUAUACAUGGCAAUUUUUCAAUGUCAUCCAAAGCCAGCAUUGUCUUCCAAAGAAAUCCAUCUUUUUUUUCUAAAAAAAGAAAAUGCUUUUGCCUUUCCUUCCCUUUCCAUCCGCCAUAUUUCUUCAGCCUUUCUUCUUCUUCACCCGUGUAUUCUUUGACCAGUAAAUGGCCACACCUCAAUGAUGAUAAAACAGCAUCGUCAGUAAGCUAUCUUAUAUGCCUCAUCCUGUGAGUUUGAGCUUCAGGAAACAUGAGUAAAGGUAUAUGUAAUGUAUAUAGUCGUAUAUGUAUUCUAGCAAGAAAAACAUAUUUAUUUUAACAAAGGGGAACACUGACUUAAAUUGCUGAAGGGCUUGCAGCUAGUGAAAGGUUCUCAGUCUCUGAGAGUGGACCCUAAUUAACAUAAAGACUAUUCAUCAGCAAAUACCUACUGAGCAGCUCUAGUGUGCCAGCACAGGCCAGGCCUACUAGUGAGCCAGGCAAACCUGUCUUUGGGAAACUCAUUCUACAGGGGAAGGCCAGUUUUUUUCCCUUCAAUUCCUCAAGUCUGGGUGGUGACAAGGUAGGAGGGACUGGGUACUGGACUACCACAGGUUUUUAGGAACUAAGGUGUUUCUCAUAAACACAAAAUGUUGGGUGAAACUGGGAACAACUUACUCGGAAGCUAAUUUAUUUGCUUAAAUGGAAAGUGUGGGAGCCACUACCCUGUCUUUUGAUCUGCCAAGGAUUUCCUCUCAGAGCUGUUGCACAGAGAUUGUACUUGGUAAGAUACCAAACAAGACAGAUAUGCAUCUAAAUUUCUAAUGUGUUCUAUGGGUUUCAAUUCUGAAAAAAGAAAAUGAAUAAAGAUUUUAAUAAAUAUGA